Messenger RNA from Penicillium griseofulvum, 1035 nucleotides. Its product is annotated as putative zinc metalloproteinase. The coding region runs from base 1 to 1035 and encodes 344 amino acids. The record is from RefSeq and is a predicted model, not a curated record. The transcript has a single exon. Gene Ontology annotation, molecular function: proteasome binding. Lineage: Eukaryota; Fungi; Ascomycota; Eurotiomycetes; Eurotiales; Aspergillaceae.
AUGGACUCCACCAAGGAGCUGACCGUCCACCACCAUGGGACCGCACAUAUUAUUCAAGUCCCCGCCUCGGCAACAUUACAAGACCUCUCUUCCGAAAUAGAGCGCGUCCUAAACAUCCCUAUCGACAAUCAAAAGCUCCUCAUAGCUCCAAAGCCAGGAAUGCAGAAGGCACCAUUCCCGCCAACUCUUCUCGAUGCAAUCCUCCAGACCUCCUCCCCAAGGUUCAAGAUCACCCUCCUCGGCACCCCCGCCAAAGCAAUCGCCGAUCUCCACGAACAAUCCGCCAGCGAACAGCGACGGCAAGAAUCACGCGCUGCUGCUCUAAAUGCCGCGAGACGCAACAAACAAAAACCAUCCUCCAGCCGUAGUGGCGGUAUCCAUACCAUCUCAUCCUCAAAUAACAACUACACCUUCCACCGUCUCCUCCCAUUAUCCUACCUCCCAAACCCAGACCGCUCCCUCGACUUUCUCAAACGCCUCCGUGACGAUCCAGGCAUCCGUGCCGCUAUGACAAAACACAAGUUUUCUGUCCCGCUUUUGACUGAAAUGAACCCCGCAGAACACACGACAAGCGAGUCGCGGACGCUAGGUCUGAACCGGAAUAAAGGCGAGGUCAUUGAGUUGCGCUUGCGAACGGAUGCUUAUGACGGAUACCGUGAUUAUCGUACUAUUCGGAAGACGCUGUGCCAUGAGCUUGCGCAUUGCGUGUUCGGGCCUCACGACCGUGACUUCUGGGAUUUAACGUCGCAGAUUGAGAAGGAGGUUGAUCGUGCUGAUUGGAAGUCUGGUGGGAACCAAUUGUCAAAUCAGGAGUUUUACAAUCCUGGUGAUUGGGAUAGUGUACAGGGUGGAGAGGAGUUUGUUGAUGAGUGUGGGUGGACCGGUGGGGAGUUUGUGCUUGGUGGAUUGCAGGGCGAUUCGGCUGGAGCUGAGGCUUCAGAUGGGACGCUAUCUCGUAGGGAAAUCAUGGCGCGGGCUGCGGAGGAGAGGAUGAGGAGGGAGAGUCAGACCGGGAAGCAAGAUGAUGCUAAGUGA